Messenger RNA from Dendrobium catenatum, 1192 nucleotides. RefSeq names its product E3 ubiquitin-protein ligase ATL6-like. The coding region runs from base 404 to 1192 and encodes 262 amino acids. NCBI's taxonomy places the organism in Eukaryota, Viridiplantae, Streptophyta, Magnoliopsida, Asparagales, Orchidaceae. The transcript has 2 exons. The record is from RefSeq and is a predicted model, not a curated record.
CGCAAUCAUACUCUUAUAUUGUCCGCCGCACUGAUUCCAACUCCAUUCCACAGAACAAUGGCAGCCAGCGCCAACAGUCCGAUCAACUUUGCACAACAUAGAUCGCUCAAACGGGCGGCACUUCUUGCCUUCCUCCUCUUUAUGUCUUCCCUACCUGCCGCCACCGCUACCGAGACUGGCCACCAAUAAUGGAGCCCCAUACAACCAGACCGUCAGCCCAACGCUGUCCAUCAUCAUCAUAGCCUUCAUCGGCGCUUUAUGCGUGCUGAUCUUCUUCUUCAUCUACAUACGCUUCUGUAUUGGCGGCCAUAGAUCCCUCGUGACUCCGGCGGCGAUCACCCUACCCCAGCACAGGGGGCAGAUCAGAGGAUUGGAUUCAGCUCUGCUGGAGACAUUUCCGACGAUGGUGUACUCGGAUGUGAAGGGGCGUAAAUUAGGUAAAGAAUCGCUAGAGUGCGCGGUCUGCCUUUGCGAAUUCGUGGACGACGAUCUCCUCCGCUUACUUCCAAUAUGCAGCCAUGUGUUCCACCGCAACUGCAUCGACGUCUGGCUCGAUUCCCACGUCACCUGCCCCGUCUGCCGCAGCAAUCUCGCUGCUAAUCCGAUUCCGGAGACCGAUCACGCCAGCAUUCCCGUUGAUCAGGAGGUGGAUUUGACGGAUUUAGUUCGAAUCGGGAGCCAUAGGAGGUUGAGAUCGGGGUCUGUGAGAGGGGUUCCUAUGGGUUCGGUAUCGAGAGCGGAUUGGGAGGCAGUGGUUGCUGGUGCGGACGGAAGAUUCAGGCUGCAGCUGCCGGAAGAUGUUAUGGAGAUAUUGGAAGCAGGGCGGCUCCGACGAUCGGCGAGUUUGGGGUUUUUUGCGGCGAGAAGGGAGGGGAGUUCGAGGAGAGGGUAUAGGGAUGGUCGAAUCGGCGUUUGGAGGAGUCUCCGGUUAGUGCAGUCGGCGCGGUGGCCCAUUUUGGGGAGGAACUCGUCGGCGAGGGGAAGAGAAGUGAGGGUACAACUUGAUGAUUUAUUUGAGGGCGUAUUCGUGCCGGGUGACUGGAAAGGAGGUCGGCUUGCUUCAAUUAAAAGAUCUUUUGGCAUGAUUAAUGGAGGAGGCAACGGCGGCAAAAGAGGCGGAGAUGUUGGCAGUGGCGACACCGGCGGAAGCAGAGUUAAACCGGGCGACGAAGAUGCUUCCACGGCGGCAUAA